Caenorhabditis briggsae is the source of this 888-nucleotide messenger RNA. Bases 1 to 888 code for a protein of 295 amino acids. Lineage: Eukaryota; Metazoa; Nematoda; Chromadorea; Rhabditida; Rhabditidae. The record is from RefSeq and is a predicted model, not a curated record. The transcript is spliced from 4 exons.
AUGACAACGUGUCAAGGGAUUGAUGUUUAUCCAUAUGUUUUUCUUAGAGUUCUUACUAUAUUUUGGCAUUUUCAAGCACCAUUCAAUUUUUAUGCAUUUUACUGUAUUGUUUUUGUUUCUCCGAAAAUUAUGAAAUCUUUCCGAUGGCACUUGCUGCUUUACCAAUGCUCUACUACUUUUCUCGAUUUCACAUUUUCAAUGGGCAUGACACCAGUCGUCAUUCCAGCUAUGCCACUUGGGUACACCGUUGGAUUAUUUCGGGGUUUUUUGAAUUGUCAUCAAAUGUUGACGCUCUCAUUGAUAUGUAUGACCACUUCCGCGUCCACUACUGUUGAAAUUUUCUUUUGGCGAUGGCAGAAUAUUAUUCUACCCAGCUCUAGCUUAAAGCUUAGGACAAUUACCUACUACGGCAUCUGGUUGUUUGCUCUAUCAUUACUAUUUUCAAGUCUAGCACUAAUCCAUAUUCACCUAGACUCUGAUCAAAUGCUUCUGAGGUUUAAGCUCCAAGAAACCUAUUCAUGUGCAGAUUUUUUGUUUCAACAGCCUGGUGUGUAUAUCUGUGAAGCUUCUCGAUACAUGUGGGUAGUCAUAUAUGGAGUUAUCUCUUGCAGUGUUGGCGGUUUUUUUCUAGUACUUUUUGUUUAUCAGUCUCUACACGCAAUUAAUCAAAUGGCAUCAAAUCGCAGUGUCCAUGCAAGAAAUGUUCAAAAAAAACUAAUUUAUCUGUUGUGUGCUCAGAUGAUGUUCCCAAUGGGAGCUUAUGCUAUUGGUGGUACCACAAUCGUGAUCAGCCUAUCCAUGCAAUUAGUUUGGAUGCAACAUAUAAAAAGCAGAAAGAAGAACUCUGCUAUUGUUCGUGUUAUCGACAGGAGUGUUGUUUUAACAUAG